ACAGAUAUGGAGGGAGAGAAACCCUGACUGCAAACUUAACUAUUCACGGGGGCGAAUGGAAACGGUGCUUGUCUCUUCCCAGGCAGUAGCACCAUGCUCCCCCGUAGUAUGCGAAAUGCUGGUGUAGACCUACCAGGAGUGGGGUCAAGAGAUGUUCCCCUCAUUGGUUACCGGCAGCUACAGCCUGAAACUGACAGGAGCACAGAUGAAGCGGAAAAGGGGACUGACACCAAAGAGCCUGAUGUCUCACAGGUCGAACCCUCCCCCAUGAAAACCACCUGGUACUGUCCUCUAGACCUGUCUACUGUGUCAGAGCGCGAGGAGGAUGGAAUCGUUUACACGGUAGUAGUGAAACAGCAGCAUGGCGCCCCCACCAGCCCAAUGUCCACGGCAUCCCGAUCUCAAUGUGUUAAGGCGGGAACAGAAGAGAAGCUCGUCCUUCACCUUCUUCACUCCUUCUCCUUGGGCGAUUCCUCUUUUCUCUCCAUUUUCCUCUCCACCUAUCGCUCCUUCACCACUACCGAGAGAGUGCUAGACAUUCUGAGUGACAGAUUGGGGAAUCCACCAGGAGAAAACAACAGUCAUACUCGACAGGCCUUUAACAAGGCCGUGUGCACAGUCUUCAGCACAUGGUUAGCAGAGUACCCGGAAGAUUUCUCCUCUAUGGGGGAGCCUUCACGCCUCCUGCGCUUGGCCCCCCUGCUGCCUACCGACUCCUCUGGCUCGGAUAUUAAAAAGCGUUUGCUGAAGAUUGCAGAGGGCCUAAGUGAGAAAGCUCUGCUGUGUAACAAGCCUGCAGCACAUUCACAGAUUCCUCCAGACCCAGUGACCUCCGUGACCUCUCUUGCUGACCCCUCAAAUUUUGAACCCACCACCAUUUUGGGCUUCCCUUCCAGCGUGAUUGCAGAGCAGCUAACCAAAAUAGAGACCGAGCUGUUUUUGCGUCUGGUACCCUACCACUGUCUGGGCUCCCUGUGGUCUCAGAGGGAUAAGAAAGGAAAGGAGGGAGUGUGUUGGUCAGUCAGAGCUACUGUGCGUCAGUUCAAUCGACUGGCAAACACUGUCACUGCCUCCUGCCUCUGGAACACGGAGCUGAAGAGCCAGCAGAGGGCUCGGCUGCUGGAGAAAUGGAUCAGUGUAGCUGAGGCUUGCAGAGCAAGAAAAAACUUCUCCUCGCUCUUUGCUAUCGUGUCAGCCUUGAAGAGUAGUCCCAUACAUCGCCUGAGGAAGACCUGGCAAGACACAGACAAAGAAGCGGUGAGGCGCUAUGAGGAGCUCUCCUAUAUUUUUUCGGAGAAGGACAACUACUCUCAGAGCCGAGAACUUCUUAAAGAGGAGGGCACAGCCAAGUCUGCUAACCUAGACACCAGAACGAACCACAGAAGACACACAGGGUCCAAUGCCCAGGGUACAGUGCCUUACCUGGGGAUUUUCCUCACCGAUCUCACAAUGCUGGAUGCUGCAGUCAAAGACAGGCUAGAGAACGGCUACAUCAACUUUGAUAAACGAAGACGAGAGUUUGAAGUGCUUGCUAAAAUAAGGCUGCUCCAAUCCUCUUGUAAAAACAGCACUUUCAAAUCUGAUGAGAGCUUUUUACUGUGGUAUUAUAGUGUACCUAAGCUUACUGAAGAAGAAAGUUACAGAUUGUCCAAUCAGAUUGAAGUCCCAUCUGAGCCAAGUCCCGGACGUGCCCUGAACCCCACGGUGAUCAUCACACAAUGCCCCGACCUUCCCCCUGAGAUGACGAACCCGGCGAUGGACGGAGAUGGAACAUUUUACUUCCACUCUCCCGUCAAUCACUUACUAUCAAAGCUUGCCAAGCAUAUGAAAUCCCCCUCCGUUUCCUGCCUUGAUGUUGAAUCGUCACCAGCGUCCAAUGAGUCUACUCCCCCUGCGCUUACCACACCCACUGAUGUUGUCAAAUCGCACCGCCGGUCUGUAUCCUGCGGCAGCGCCCCCUCCAAUAACAACCCAAGUGCGGGGCCAGAUAUGAGAAUCAUCAGGAUUCGUAUGGAUUUGCAUGACGGGAAUUUAUAUCGAAGCAUUCUGGUUACUAGUAACGACAAGACUCCGUCUGUAAUCAGUUCUGCCUUAGAGAAGCACAACCAGGAUCCCAAAGAAGCCUCCAAAUAUGAGCUUAUCCAGCUCCUGCCUGAGGGGAAAGAGUUGAUAAUCCCUGCAACUGGAAAUGUCUUCUAUGCUAUGACCUCUGCUAGUGUGGACUUCCUGCUGAGAAGAAAAGGAGGAAACACACCUGUUGGCUCACCAUCUCUUGGCAGUGAAACAAGUGCUACCUUCCCACGGAUCAAAGCCAAGGGCCGCAGACUGGUCCGCACUCUUUUUUAACAGCUGACGUUUCUUCCAUUCCAAGUAUUUCGUACCAAGUGGAGACAUAAUGUGCCGGUCAAAGAAAGAUCUCACUCUCGGUUCAGCAUCUGGGCCCGUAUGUAAGAAGUGUCUUAGUGUAACAGUACUGAUUUAGGAUCAGCUCCCCUUUGCUCAUAUAAUGUAUAUAUUAGGAUUUUUAAAGGCAUAAAUGUAUCCUAGAUCAGCACUUUGAGAAAUAUAACAUGUAUGACCUCUUUUUUUUUUUUUUAAGAAAGACUUUAGCACAAGGUUUGAGUUUGAG
This is a messenger RNA of Chanos chanos (milkfish), 2629 nucleotides long. RefSeq names its product ral guanine nucleotide dissociation stimulator-like 2 (gene rgl2). Gene Ontology annotation, molecular function: guanyl-nucleotide exchange factor activity. NCBI's taxonomy places the organism in Eukaryota, Metazoa, Chordata, Actinopteri, Gonorynchiformes, Chanidae. The transcript has 20 exons. Gene Ontology annotation, biological process: Ras protein signal transduction. Gene Ontology annotation, cellular component: plasma membrane. The coding region runs from base 94 to 2346 and encodes 750 amino acids. The record is from RefSeq and is a predicted model, not a curated record.